CCCCAGCGUGCCAGCCUUCUGGAGCUCCCAGCAGCUGCGACUCUGCAGCCCAGUGCCAAUGCGCCGACCGAACGCGCCUGCACGUGUAGCCCCAAUUUAACCCCCGUGGGAAUGAGGAGGCUACCUGGGCCCUUGUUGGCGACCACCACCUUCAAAGCGCGGCCGCCGAGAGUGCCUCAGGGCACAUCAGCAUCAUGGCCGCUGCGGUCCCGACUUAGGACGGCCUGCCUGUCGACAACGACGACGCCGUCGCAAGCAGAUUCUCCCGAAGACAAACCACGAACGCAACCUUUUCGCUUCGAGACCGGCGUCUCCCUCUUCGCCAAGCGAGCGCCGCGGCCUUUUCCGCCACCGUUCCUCUCCCCUCCGUCGGGCUCCUUCUCGGAUCCGCUCAGCACUCAUCACCGAAGCCGCGAUCGGCGCGCGAGAGUCGACGGACAAAUCAUCCUCGGUCAGACGAACGGAGACGAUGCAGUAUUCGCCAGCGAGAACUUCAUUUGCGCGAAUGAUGGUGUUGGCGCUUGGUCAACACGCCCCAGGGGCCACGCUGGUCUCUGGUCUCGCUUGAUACUUCAUUACUGGGCAAAGGCUGUUCAGCAAGAUGCUACCAAUCCUCGUUCCGAAGGAGACGUCUACAAGCCCGAUCCAGUUGCAUAUCUUCAGACGGCUUAUGAGCAGACCCUGAAAGCGACUUCGGACCCGAACGACUGGCAGGGCACUACGACAGCGAGUGGAGCGCUGUUGCACUACAAAACACUUGAAGGCAGCGAGAAGGUCCCUCAGGUCUAUGUCACCAAUCUUGGCGAUUGUCAAGUCAUGAUCCUCCGGCCAAGGCACGAAAAGGUUGUUUACAAGACCAAAGAACAGUGGCACUGGUUCGACUGCCCGCGCCAGCUGGGCACCAACAGCCCCGACACCCCGAACACUGAAGCAGUCCUGGACAUUGUGGAAAUACAAGUCGGGGAUGUGGUUCUCGCCAUGUCGGACGGUGUCAUCGACAACCUGUGGGAGCAUGAGAUUGUCGACAGCAUUCAGAACAGCAUACAACGCUGGGAGAAUGGAGAAUGCGGGGGCAACAGAGUCGAGGGCGACCGGACGGGCGGCGCAAACGGGGGCAUGAAGCUCGCUGCCGAGGAGUUGGUCGCAGCCGCGAAGAAAAUUGCGACGGAUCCAUUUGCGGAAAGCCCCUUUAUGGAGCAUGCCAUUGAGGAAGGACUGCCCAGCGUUGGAGGCAAACUCGAUGACAUUAGCGUUGUCGCUGCGCUAGUGAGGAAACAGGAAGCAUGA
Molecule: messenger RNA, 1287 nt
Organism: Colletotrichum orchidophilum
Lineage: Eukaryota; Fungi; Ascomycota; Sordariomycetes; Glomerellales; Glomerellaceae
Exons: 4
Source: RefSeq, a predicted model, not a curated record